Messenger RNA from Rasamsonia emersonii CBS 393.64, 1302 nucleotides. RefSeq lists its product as uncharacterized. Bases 1 to 1302 code for a protein of 433 amino acids. Gene Ontology annotation, molecular function: oxidoreductase activity, acting on the aldehyde or oxo group of donors, NAD or NADP as acceptor. The transcript has 5 exons. NCBI's taxonomy places the organism in Eukaryota, Fungi, Ascomycota, Eurotiomycetes, Eurotiales, Trichocomaceae. The record is from RefSeq and is a predicted model, not a curated record.
AUGCGCCGCCGCAGGGACAGACGACUACGAAUCCGCCAUCCAGCACGCCCACAACGCCUUCAAGUCCUGGUCCCAGACCACCCCGUCCGCCCGCCGCCUCAUCUUCCUCCGCGCGGCCGACAUCCUGACCUCCUACCUCGACCAGGACUGCCCCCCGCCAUCCUCUCGAGCGAGGUCUCGGCCGUGCCGUCCUGGGUCAGGCUGAAUAUCCUCGCCUCCGCCGCCAUCCUCCGCGAGAGUGCGGGUCUGGUCACCCACAUCAAAGGCGAGAUUGUCCCCGCGGACCGGCCGGGGACGACCAUCCUCGUCAAGAGGGAGCCUGUCGGCGUGAUUUUUGCCAUCAGUCCGUGGAAUGCGCCGGUCAACCUCACCGCUCGCGCGAUCGCCACCCCCCUCAUCUGCGGCAACACCGUCGUCCUCAAGCCGUCUGAGUACAGCCCCAAGUCGCAGCACCUGGUGGUUCGCGCCCUCCUAGAGGCCGGGCUGCCUCCCGGCUGCGUCAAUUUCCUGCCCUCCAGCGCGCAGGACGCGCCGGCCGUGACCGAAUUCGCCGUCAAGCACCGGCUCGUUCGCAAGAUCAACUUCACGGGCAGCGACCGCGUUGGCCGGAUCAUCGCCGGCUGGGCCGCGCAGUGUCUGAAGCAGACGCUGCUGGAGCUGGGCGGCAAGGCGCCGGUCGUUGUGCUCGAAGAUGCAAAUCUGGAGGACGCCGUGAAUGCGAUUCUCUUUGGGGCGCUGUCGAAUAGCGGGCAGAUCUGCAUGUCCACCGAGCGAGUCAUCAUCCGCAAGAACGUCGCCGACGAGUUCAUCCAGCUGCUGCUGGCACGGGUCAAGGAGAUCAAACGCAUCCUGGCGAUGAUCGACGACGCGCUGGCCAACGGGGCCUCGCUGCUCUUCGGCGACCGCAGCGUGUCUGGCCCCAACAAGACGAUCCUGCAGCCGCACGUCCUCGACCACGUCAAGCCGUCCAUGGCCAUCUUCCGCGAGGAGAGCUUCGGGCCCAUCCUGUGCAUCACGCGGGCCGACUCGGAGGAAGAAGCUGUCGACCUGGCCAACGACUCGGACUACUCGCUCUGCGCGAGCGUCUUCACGCGCGACGUGCUCAGGGGCAUGGAGCUGGCGCAGCAGAUCCGCGCCGGCAGCUGCCAUGUCAACGGGCCGACGGUGUACAUUGAGCCGACGCUGCCCAACGGGGGAACGGGGGGACGCAGCGGAUACGGCCGGUUUGGAGGGAUGGCUGGGGUGGAGGAGUUUACGGAGAGGAAGAUUGUGAGCCUGGUUAAGCCGGAUAGUAGUUAUUAG